AUGCACUGCGACACGCCUUGCAGGUGCUCGCGCAAAUUCGUCCUAGCGGUGGUGCUUGGUCAGAUUUGUGCAAUUGGGAACUCUGCAAGUGGCGUGUUUAACGACCUUUUGUCAGGGAUUAACGUCUCUGUACCCUUCUUGCAGUCUAUGCUCUUCUACGGGCUGCUUCUAUUUUUAUGGGUACUGCCUUCCGUUCACAAGCUAUUCGUCCACCGUGCCCGCGAUGUAGGCUUUUUUCUUCUAUCUGGGAUCCUAGAUAUCACAGCAAACAGCCUUGCCAUAAUGUCAUUUGUUUACACAUCUGUCGGCGCCGUUCUACUCAUUCUUUGUCUCUCUACGCCCUUCUCCAUGAUCCUCUCGUUGAUCAUUACGAAAGCGCGCUUCUCGUGGAUGCAAGUGAUGUUUUCCUGCUUCGCUACGGGGUUCGCGAUAUUGUUUGUCAUUCUUGACACUAUGGGCGACGAGUCAAAACACAGGGUGCUUGGAGAUUUGCUUGCUGUAGCCUCAGCCUUUAUCUACGGGCUCACAUCCGUGAUAAAUGAGUUCGUCAUAGGCUCAUAUACACCUGUCCAAUUCCUUGCCAGGCUCAGCAUCGGCGCCUUUUCUCUCGCGCUUAUUCUGUUUCUCUGUUUCGAGGCAGACAACAUCCAGAUUUUGGCGACCCUUCGGCCGUGGUGGUAUAUCAUAGGAUAUCUCGUCAGCCUCGUGGUGAUGUACAGUGUUCUCCCGUUAGUGAUUAAGUACGGCGGUGCAGUUGUUUUCAAUAUCAGUCUCAUAAGUUGUAAUGUUUAUGGAAUGUUUGCGUCCUUGAUCAUAUUCAAGUACAAAUAUAUCCCUUGGAUUGCAAUCCCUGUCUUAGGUAUUAUCGGAUCACUGACGGGGUACUUUCUUUCUCCUUCCAGCUCUACCUGUUGCCGCAUAACACCUAUUUCUGUGGAAGCUGCGCCAGAGGGGACUCAGCAAAGCCAAGUAGACAUCUCGUUGAGCGUGUAG
Messenger RNA from Giardia duodenalis, 993 nucleotides. RefSeq names its product Membrane protein. Gene Ontology annotation, molecular function: transmembrane transporter activity. The transcript has a single exon. Gene Ontology annotation, cellular component: membrane. Bases 1 to 993 code for a protein of 330 amino acids. The record is from RefSeq and is a predicted model, not a curated record. NCBI's taxonomy places the organism in Eukaryota, Fornicata, Diplomonadida, Hexamitidae. Gene Ontology annotation, biological process: transmembrane transport.